AUGGCGCUGUCCCGAAUGAUCGCUGUGCCUCGUCAGAAUGGCGCUGUGCCUCGUCAGAAUGUCGCUGUCCCAAAUGAUCGCUGUGCCUCGUCAGAAUGUCCAGGUAACGCCAUAGAGAAGAUCAUAGAGGACCAGAAGGUGUUUGAGAAGGAGAACCGGUUCAUGCAGGAGGAGGUGAUGACGUCGGACUCCACCAGUCCAGGUCUCCUAUCCGACACGUCCUGGAGACUCCCGGCCAGCAGCCACAUCCUGAUGAGGGCCAGCCAGGUGUCCCAGGACCUGGACAGAGGGAACCAGAGUUACCUCCGUCUGUCUCUGGGGACCUUCUUCCAGCAGCGCUCUGAGGCCCUGGGCUGUCUAGGGGACGACAGGGAGGACGAUACAGUCAAACGGCCGUCGUUUGGUUACGUCAUCACCUCUCCAGAGAAGAGGGAACCAUUUCCUCUGAUUCAACCAUCAGACUUCCUGUCUCAGGACAGCUCGGUCCGCAGCGACACCGACCACGACCGCACCAUGAACACAGCCAGACCCUUCCCUCAGCCUCCCCUCUCCCUGAGGCCCUGCUCUCCCCAGCCAGACCCUUCCCUCAGCCUCCCCCUCCCUGAGGCCCUGCUCUCCCCCAGCCAGACCCUUCCCUCAGCCUCCCCCGGCAGCCUGGACCCCAGCCCCAGCAGCGGCACAGACCAGUCUAACCUCGUGUUGUCUAUCAGCACCAUUGCCUCGGCCAUCGCAGAUGCCUCCAUCUCCUCGGAGCCCUCCCAGCUGGCGGCCAUGAUCAUGGAGCUUUCAAAGAGGAGUCGGAUCCAGAGGCAACGCCAGAAAGGUCUGCCGCGUCCAGCCCCAGCCUCUGUCCUGGAAGAACAAACUCCCAGCCCUAACCGGGUUGAACUGGACCAGCCCAGUCCUAACCGGGUUCAACUGGACCAACGGGGGGACCUGCUGGAGGCUCUACAGAGGAGCCAGUGUGCCGGGGACCUGCUGGAGGCUCUACAGAGGAGCCAGUGUGCCGGGGACCUGCUGGAGGCUCUACAGAGGAGCCAGUGUGCCGGGGACCUGCUGGAGGCUCUACAGAGGAGCCAGUGUGCCGGGGACCUGCUGGAGGCUCUACAGAGGAGCCAGUGUGCCGGGGACCUGCUGGAGGCUCUACAGAGGAGCCAGUGUGCCGGGGACCUGCUGGAGGCUCUACAGAGGAGCCAGUGUGCCGGGGACCUGCUGGAGGCCUUCGACAUUGAAAAGUACCUGAAACAGACGGAGGUAUCCACCAGCAGCGACAGCGACCAGUCAGGCACCUCCCACUACACCUUUGACUUCCUCAGCUGGGCCGACAGCCUCAACUCCUCCCACAGGAAGUCCCAGGCAGCGUCACUUGUUGUUACUGUGGAGAACGAGAGCUCGGGUUAUCAACACCAGGCUACCGAAUACCAGGCUAUCGCCAAGGGAGAUAUCUCCUCAUCCUCUGGCGUGGAGGCUAAGGCGGGUUUGACACAAGGUUACCCUGCUGCUACGACCCGUCCGGUCUCUGCUGGGCUACAUCCAGGUUCUGACCAGAGUGGACCAGGACCAGCUAACAAGACGGAUGUGAGGAGGAGUUCCAUCCCUCGUCCCAGAUUCAGCUCCAUCCCUACAGCCUCUGGUAACCCAGGGAGAAGGUCUGUGGGCUCUGGUCAGUUCUCCUCAACCACCUCCACAGCCAAACCAGCUGCUGACAGGAAGUCUGCAGGGAAUAAUAACAGUGAGCCCCAACCAGCUGGUGUACUGAGCAGGAGCAGCACAGAGAGUGGUGGGGCUGAACUAGGAGUAGUCCGUCCAACACCCAACAACACCCCAGCCCAGAAGAUAGAGGACCGCUCCGCAGCUCCUGCCCCAGGUCCUAAGACCUCCCCUGGUCUGAGGAAGGGUCAGUCAGGGCCGCUGUCCCUCAGAGACAUCACAUCGCCCUCCCAGAGAGCCAGGAGGACCACGGUGAAGACCGGGAGCAGUACAGCCCAGCAGGAGAAACCCGGUGGCCUGGAGGAGAGUGGUGGAGAAGCUCCUCUCGGCGCUGCGACCAGACAUGUUGGUUUUACUUCCUCCUGUCACAGCCCCCAGCCUGCUGCUGCACACAGGGUGGACGGUGCAUCUCCAGGUACUCCUCUGCAUCAUGCUGGAGGACCAGAGCAGAGCCAGUGUACCUUCAGACCCUCCACCUCUCCUCUCACCCACUCCUCCCCCUCACAGACCUCCUUCCCCAACCAAGAAGGGCCUGUGUGUCCCCCCUCCUCCAGUGUCGGGGACAGGAGACCCCCCAGUGAUCUCUCUCCUCCACAGUCCCAGUCCGAGUGGAGUUGUUCCAGUCCCAGUCUCAGCAGGCUGACGUACAUCUCUCUGAAUGACGGCACGGCUCUCGACAGCACCGGCAUCCCAACUCCUGACAGACACAAGAGUAAUGGCACCAUGUCUCUGAGCACCACUAUCAUCAGGGCCAGUCCCACCCCUGCAGUAGAAGGGGCUGAUACCCAGAAUCCUUCAGGUCAGGAUCUACCUCCUAACCGCUCUACAGACGUCCUCUGUCCUCCUAGACAGUCCAAGAGCCCAGAGUCUCCUCGCCGCUCUAACGGUCCUCGUAGUGGCUCGGUAGACUUGCGGAGUGGUUCAGGUCUGGGCUGUACACGCAGCCAGAGUGAGUGCAACUAUCACUGUGGGAAUAAUAGAGACUACAACCAGCAGAAACGCCACUCCGAACCCAACUCGCACCACCUCGCCAAGGUGGAUUCUGGUUACUCCAGCAACCUGAACAUCCAGCAGCCCAGCGGUAUGGGGGGCCAGGGGAACCAGCAGUGGUCCGGGGUCUCAGCCCAGGGGAGUGAGGUCUAUCCUGGGGCCAGGACGGGCUUCAGCCUGCCUUCCUCCGAGGACCUGUGCUACAUGCCCAUCUCCAGCUUCAAGCCCCAGGGCUCCAUGGUGGACCUGCAUCCAGGGGUCCCCAGCCUCCUGACGGGGCGCUCCCUCUUCAGCUCCCAGCUGGCACAGCAGAACCUGGGUUCAGAUGGAGCUCUACACCCUGGUCUCUCUCUGCCUGCUCCCUACCACCACAUGGCAGCAGCAGGGAACGGCCUGUACGGUCACGCUCUGUCCUCACGGUUAGGACCCAACGUUGAUCCCUCAGUCAGACACCUCCACAGCUCUGGGGGUCUGGGUGUCUCUGGGCCUGGUGGACCAGGAGGUCCUGGGGGUCUGUACCACUGCUCUAACCCCCACCUCAAACCCUUGGACCCAGGACUGAUGGAGGAGAACCCCUACAGCCAGCGCUGUGUAGCCUCGUGGUCUAACGGCAGCCUUCCCGAACUCGCAGCCCAGGUCGUGAUCCCUGAGGAGCUGAGGUUCCCCCAUGCCUGCUGUGUGGGCAUCUCCUCUCAGACCUCACUGGGCAUCUUCAACCCCUCCGAGCGCUGGCAGCAGGUCUCCAUCACAGUCACCAGCCUGGCCAUCGACGGAGAGAAGUUUGAUUCAUUCCCGUACCAGUGGCUGAUAGUGAAGAACAAGACUAUCAUUGGCCCUAAGAGCACGGAGGAGCAGAAGGUGCUGUUCAUCCCACCUCAGGCCGGGGUUUACCAGGCUGUCCUCAGUGUCUCGUCCUGGCCUGCCUCCGCUGAGGCCCAGGCUGCCUCCCGCGCCGAGGUGUUCGCCAAGAGGGUGGUCCUCGUCGCCAUGGCAGAGAACCCUGCUCUGGAGGUGGAUGUAGGGAAGUGUGGCGGUCUGGAUUUUGGGGACCUGGCAGGUGGCUGUGCCAAAGCUCUGCCUCUGAAGCUGCUGAACAGGACUCAUGCUACUGUUCCUGUUCGACUGGUUAUCAGUGCUAACGCCACGGCCUGGCGCUGCUUCACUUUCUCCAAGAGUCCCGUUGCCAUGACAGCUGAGGGCUUGCUGCAGGCGGGGACUCUGACCUCACUGGCCGCUCCGUCCGUCAUGAACCACGUGAUGCACGCCAGCUACGGAGAGAAUCCAGAGAGCUUCAUGGUUUGGGUUCACUUCCACGCUCCACAGAAGUACCAGUCCUGUUCAGGUGCUCUCGGUCCAGCGGAUGAAUACAGUGCGCGGGUGGACAUCGAGGUGGACUGUCCGGGCCCCAGUCAUGUGAUCAGGAGCGUCCCUCUCAGAGCCAGGUCCGGAACGGCCAGAGUACACGCCCCUAAAGACCUCCAGACUGUUAACCUCUCGGCAGCGAUUGGUCAGUCCAGCGAGCAGACUCUGCCUCUGAAGAACGCAGGCAACAUUGAUGUUCAGCUGAAACUCAAGAACAGCGGUGGUGAUGACUGUUUCUCUGUGAGUCCUGAGGAGCUGUGUCUGCGUGCCGGGGAGGAGCAAGGCAUUGUGGUCUCGUUCACCUCUCAGGGCGGCAGGAAGGACCGAGAGAGUGUCCUGACCAUCCUGGUGCUGCCGUCUGGUCCCCAGUACGAGGUGGUGCUGAAGGGACAGGUGGUACCAGAGGAGAGGGGUAACCCUGCUGCCGUACCCGGUCCUGCCUCUGCCCUGGGCUUGCUGCCCCCCAGUGAGGUGCCUCCCAUCCUCUCAAACAAGCAGUUGGUGGCCUGGGGAGGGGUCACGCUGGGCAGGGCUGUACAACAGAAGCUGGUUCUUCGUAACAACUCCCCCAACACAACACACCACCUGCGUCUGCUGAUCAGAGGACAAGAUCACAGCUGUUUCCAGCUCCAGAGUAGCUUUGGACAGGAGGAGAGGUUGACCAGACACAGAGAGCUGUCCAUCCGGCCCAGGGAGGAUGUUGUUGUCCACCUGCUGUUUGCCCCAACCCGGGUGGCCUGCGCCCUGUCCAAGCUGGAGAUCAAACAGUCUGGAGUACGACCCUCACAGCCUGGCAUCAAGUUCACUAUCCCCCUAUCAGGCUACGGAGGGACCAGUAACAUUGUUCUGGAAGACCACAGGAAGCGUUCAGACGGCUACGUGGCUAUGCUAAUGGGUGUGGCAGCAGGCCACGUCUCUAAGCUGUGUGUGUGUGUGAGAAACACUGGGUCCAGGGCUGCCUUCAUUAAGGCUGUUUCCUACUCUGACCUACACACACGCUCUGUCAUGGACUCCUCUGGCAUCAGCCUCUCUCCGUCUCAGUUCGUCCUGAAGGAGAGGACACAGGAGGUGAUCACGGUUCUGAUGAAGGUGACCCAGAGAGAGCAGACUCGGUGUCUGUCUGCUAAUGCCGUCCUGGCCACAGUCUGUCUCUUCUGUGGAGACGAGGUCUCGCGACAACAGUUCAGGAGGUUGCUGCUGUCGAAUCCCGAGGCCGGCAGGAAGAUCCUGUCCCAGAACAGUCUGUUGAAAGGACUCAACUUCAACGAGAGAUUCCUGGGGGAGGAGCAGGUCCUGGAGGCCUACGACCUGCCCCAGAGCCCCAACCAGGCCCAGCUGUUCUAUGGUAACCUGAGUAAGGUGGUGUUGUCAGUGCUGGGAAGCACAGAGACCUUGGACUCUGGAAGGAGCGGCCUCCAUGUCCAGCCCUCGUUAGCUGUCACCAGGAGAGGUUCGGAGGCUGACAGGUACUAGGGAGAAAUAUCAUAC
Messenger RNA from Salmo salar (Atlantic salmon), 5550 nucleotides. The record is from RefSeq and is a predicted model, not a curated record. Lineage: Eukaryota; Metazoa; Chordata; Actinopteri; Salmoniformes; Salmonidae.